Scleropages formosus (Asian bonytongue) is the source of this 2982-nucleotide messenger RNA. Its product is annotated as persephin. Gene Ontology annotation, molecular function: growth factor activity; glial cell-derived neurotrophic factor receptor binding; receptor tyrosine kinase binding. The record is from RefSeq and is a predicted model, not a curated record. The transcript has 2 exons. NCBI's taxonomy places the organism in Eukaryota, Metazoa, Chordata, Actinopteri, Osteoglossiformes, Osteoglossidae. Bases 1367 to 1870 code for a protein of 167 amino acids.
GAACAAUUUUAGGGUAAGUAACUUACUCAACAGUAAUAUAGCCAAAGAUGGGGAUUGAACCUGCAACCCUUGGGUCCCAAGGUAACAGCUCUAACCACUAUAUUACCUGCUGUCCCUGGUGAGAUAGUGUGAUUAGUGUCUGUGCAUGUUUGUACUUUACUGUCUACACCUUUUGUAAUUUCUGUCAUCAAGUAUCAAUGUCAGUGUUACAACUCCAGUGCUCACAAUAAGGGCCAAACUGUGGCACAUCCAGGCUGGGGGAGAGGAGGAGUGACUUCACCCCAGCUGUGGGUAAUACUUGGUCCUAUUUUACCCCCUCUUCCCCAACAGCAAGGGAGACCAACUCGGGAGCUCCAGACGAACACCAGACCCGAGAACUUGAGAAAACGCAAACCUCAGACUCUGAAGUCUCGACGCCCUACAGAGAGAGCACAAGGCACAAAUUCAUGAAGAAAGCACCCCUUCCCCCGUUCACAGUUCCCCUUCACUGAUGCAGCGCACGUGUGAAUAAAAAGUCCUUUUCACCUAUUAGACACAUCUUGCGUGUUUGUGCCGCAAGCAUUUAUGUGAAAAAACAUUCCAACUACAUCUGAACAGCAGCUACCAUCCUGCCCUCUUUUAUUACCCACCUCUACUUGUUGUCCUUUUUGAUCGUUGCAUAAGGGCAGACAAAUGAAAAAAAAUGCAUUUCUGAUAAAAUCCCAGAAUUUAUGUACAUGCUACUGAAUAUGGCGAUCAGUCUAGGAAUUUCCAUUAAAAUAACUUCUGUCAUCUUUUUUCCUCUCUUUUUUUAAUUACGAUACUUUCAUCCCUUGUUCAGUUAACCCUUUGCUUAACCUUUCUCUUUAAAUUUCUUACUUGUUGGUUUUUAAUAGCCUUCUUUCUUGCAUGUCCCUCUCAGUUAUGUUACAUGGUCUUUGUUCUCACCGUGUCUGUCAUUGUCAGUCACCUUCUCUUUGAUCCAUAAAUUUGCCAUUUCAGGUGCUGGGAUUAACAAUAUCUUAUUAAACUCCACCUCAUAUAUGUCACGUCAGCAAUAAACUCAGCUAUAGGGAAGACCUCUUUUUCCCAGGCCUUGCAUCAAUAAAACAGUUGAGCACUAAUGCCAAUUAUCUCUACCUGCUAAGUACUUACAAUGACAAAGAUUCAAGGCCAAAUGGCCACCCAUUCUCCACCUCACCAAAAACAUUUGUUGCUCGAUUGCAGGUGAGUCGGAGACUUCAGCACAUAAAGGGUUAGCUCCCCCAGUUGUCUUCACCCCCAACCUAGGCUCAGAAGGGUAUAAAUUGAGCAGUAGUGACUCUGGCGUCUUUCAGCAUCACUUCUGCUCUUAAUCUUGUCCAAGAAGUGCAAGAAAAACGUAGAGAUGGAACUACUGCUAAUUCUCACUGUACUUCUUUCCUGCAUCCAUAGGGGCGAGGGACACCUGCUGCACUCAUUGAUUGAAUUUCAGGGGAAGGCUAACUCCCCUCAGCUGGGGGAUCUACCAGACAGCAGCAAUGGAAAAGAACGUGAUGCCGAUUUUGGGCGACGGUGGCUGGCGCGUGACCGUCGUGAGGCCGAGUCUCCCUGCAGCUUGCGCACGCUACUGCUACAGGUGCGAGACCUAGGUCUAGGCUAUGACUCGGAUGAGAUGGUGGUGUUUAAGUACUGCAGUGGAGCCUGUCCACUCGUGCGCUCAAACCACGAUCUAACUCUCACAAGCCUACUGCUGCGGGGUGCCCUGCCACCCCCCCUACCUGGGGAGGGGUGGCACAACACACCCUGCUGCCGACCAACCCAUCACGAAGACCUGGCCUUCCUCGACAACGCACACCGCUGGCAUAAAGUGGAGCAGCUAUCUGCUGCUGCAUGCACCUGUGUAGGUUGAGGGAGUAGAGUAUGAGCAGAACAGGUGAUAAAGGGGUCAUUCCUAGAGAGGGGAGAGUUAACAAAACUUAAAAACAUGUGCAAUCAUACACCUAGUUUCAAAAACAAGAUACAGAGAAAGGUGUCUAAAACCACUGGCUACAAUUGGACCGCUAGUGCAACUCAUACAUUUCUGUGAGACAGAAUGGGGAAGGGGACUUCAAGUACAAUCCCUUGUGCAUAGGCACAAACUUGUAUAGAUGUUGUUUGCCGUUUUCCCUCUUUUUUGAGUAAGAACAACAAACCAGUUGGUUUGAGCUACUAUUUACUCUCCCAGUGCUAUACUGUGCUUUCUGUCUUGAGCUUCAGUGUAUUCCUCAUUCUGUGUUUACAGCUGAGCUCAAUUUCAGCAAAUGGGACAUGCUGAAUGUCACAUUUUAAUGCAGCUUAGUGUUCUGUUUUGACAUUGGUUACAAGGGCUCUUAAAGUGAAAUGUGCUUUCCUGCAUUGUGGCGCAACCAGCCACCGUCAACAGAAAAGAACAGCACUGAUGCAUUUGUUUUUUAAAAUUAUUUAUUUGGAAUACUUGUUUUGAUGCUACUUAAUUUAUUUUGUCUUUUUAUAUAACGAAUAUGUACCAUAAUAAACUACUUCCUGAAAUAGAAGCAGCUGUCUCAGUGAUUAUGGCAGACUUCUUAGUCUGCAACAUGCCAAGUUUUGAAGAGCAAUGCCACUGACUGAGCAGCCAUGUUGUGGAGAAUAUCUGAACUGUAGUCGUUUUGCAGACACGUUUCUUUAAACUUCAAAAGAUGGAAAAUUCCCUUUAUGUGCAAGUUAAUUUUCUAGAACUCCCCCAAUCUGAGAGGUGAUGCAAGUUUCACAAUAUCUUUAGCACCUGCUUCAAUUGAGCAAUUUCUACAAUUACAUUAUUCUUCAAAAUUAAAUCUGAAGGAUAGCCACUACAACAGAGCGGAGGGGGGAAAAAGACCUGUCCCUCGGUGACAUCAGAAUAUGUCAACUAAUUUAUCUAAUAAAUGAGCAGAGUUGUUCCUCUACUUUCAAAAUCACUUGGCACUAGACUGUCAAAUGUAUAACGUGCCACUGUUGCAAUAAGACGUGGUCUCUUUGCUCACU